CGCUGGAGCAGCGAGAAUGUGGUGGUGGAGUUCCGGGACUCGCAGACUCGCCUGCCUAUUCCCUUUACUUAACUGCCGGGCAACUGCUAUGUCAGUGGAUUGUCUUGGACAGCAUGCGGUGCUCUCUGGCCGUCGUUUCCUCUACAUAGUUAACCUGGAUGUGCCGACGGAAGGUCACCGCAAGAUCUCCCGUCAGAGCAAAUGGGACAUUGGGGCCGUGCAGUGGAAUCCACAUGACAGCUAUGCACACUACUUUGCAGCUUCGAGCAACCAGCGAGUUGACCUGUAUAAAUGGAAAGAUGGUAACGGGGAAGUUGGCACGUCACUGCAAGGGCAUACGCGUGUGAUCAGUGAUUUAGACUGGGCCGUGUUCGAGCCAGAUCUGCUGGUCACCAGUUCUGUUGACACGUAUAUCUACGUUUGGGAUAUCAAGGACACCAGGAAACCUACAGUCUCACUCUCUGCAGUUGCUGGAGCCUCCCAGGUCAAAUGGAACAAGAAAAACGCCAACUGUUUAGCAACCAGCCAUGAUGGGGAUGUCCGUAUCUGGGACAAGCGGAAACCCAGCACUGCAGUGGAGUACUUGGCAGCGCAUCUCUCUAAAAUCCAUGGCCUGGAUUGGCAUCCGGACAACGAGUACAUCCUGGCCACUUCCAGCCAGGACAACUCUGUCAGGUUCUGGGAUUACCGUCAGCCUCGGAAGUAUCUCAAUAUACUCCCCUGCCAGGUUCCAGUCUGGAAGGCGAGAUACACGCCUUUCAGCAAUGGAUUGGUGACCGUAAUGGUUCCCCAGCUGCGGCGAGAGAACAGCCUUCUCCUUUGGAACACCUUUGACCUGAACACGCCGGUUCACACCUUCGUGGGACACGACGAUGUGGUGCUGGAGUUCCAGUGGAGAAAGCAGAAAGAAGGCUCCAAGGACUACCAGCUGGUCACGUGGUCUCGUGACCAGACGCUGCGGAUGUGGCGGGUUGACUCCCAGCUGCAGAGGCUGUGCGCUAAUGAUAUCUUGGACGGGGUUGACGAACUCAUUGAUGGGAUUGCCCUCCUGCCUGAGCCGGAUAAGACCCUCCACACCCAGGACUCUGAACCCCAGCAUAGCUCCGGGCAUGCAGACGAGGACGCUUUAAAGGAAGACUUCCAGAACGACCUCCUGGUGGGAAGAAAAUCAGACCAGCUGGGGUUGCCGCAGACCCUGCAGCAGGAGUUUUCCCUGAUCAACGUGCAGAUCCGAAACGUCAAUGUGGAGAUGGACGCUGUGAAUCGUAGCUGCACAGUGUCUGUGCACUGUGGCAACCAGAGAGUCAAGAUGCGGGUGAUGUUCCCUGUGCAGUAUCCCAAUAAUGCUGCACCCUCCUUCCAGUUUGCCCCCACUACCACUAUCAGCUCCACAAUGAAGGCAAAGCUGCUGAAGAUUUUGAACGACACUUCCCUGCAGAAGGUGAAGCGGAACCAGAGCUGCCUGGAGCCUUGCCUGCGUCAGCUGGUCUCCUACCUGGAGUCCGUUGUGAACCAGGAGGACAGCACCUCCAGCAACCCCUAUGCUCUGACAAACACCGUAACACCACCGUUGCCCACCUUCGCCCGAGUAUCUAAUGCCUACGGCUCCUACCAGGAUUCCAACAUCCCAUUUCCACGGACCUCUGGAGCCAGGUUCUGUGGUGCAGGUUACCUGGUAUAUUUCACAAGACCCAUGACAAUGCACCGUGCAGUCUCUCCUACAGAACCUACUCCCAGAUCUCUGUCAGCUUUAUCGGCCUAUCACAGCGGCCUGAUCACACCGAUGAAGAUCCGUACGGAGACCCCAGGCAAUCUGCGCUUGUACAGUGGGAGUCCCACCCGCAGUGAGAAGGAGCAGGUCUCCAUCAGCUCCUUCUACUACAAGGAGAGGAAAUCAAGGAGAUGGAAAAGCAAGCGUGAGGGGACAGAUGCCAACAACCGACCUAUUAAAGCUGCUGGCAAAGUCAUCAUACAGGAUAUCUCCUGCCUGCUUCCUGUGCACAAAUCGCUAGGGGAACAGUACAUUCUGAACGUCAGUAACAUUCAGGAGACCUGCCAGAAGAAUGCCUCCUCAGCCCUGACAGUUGGACGUAGGGAUCUCGUCCAGGUGUGGUCACUGGCUACGGUAGCCACGGAUCUCUGUCUUGGACCGAAGACUGACCCAGAUUUGGAGACACCCUGGGCCCAACAUCCAUUUGGACGUCAGCUCCUGGAGUCCCUGCUGGCUCACUACUGUCAGCUCCAUGAUGUUCAGACCCUGGCCAUGCUCUGCAGUGUGUUUGAGGCGCAGUCCAGGCUGCAGGGGUGCGUGAGUUCCUCGGGACCCUUCCCUCAGCGCUCCUCCAACGUGUUCUCCCACAGCCGAUACCCCAGCUUUACGUCUUCAGGCUCCUGUUCCAGCAUGUCAGACCCUGGACUCAACGCUGGAGGCUGGAACAUAGCAAGCAAAGAGACAGAGCACACAUUCACCCCCUGGUGCGAGUCUUCGCCUGACGACCUCCGCUACGGAAACCUGACGUAUGCCGACCACCGGGAGCGCGAGAGAGAUCAACAUGACAAGAACAAAAGGCUCCUGGACCCUGCCAACACUCAGCAGUUUGAUGACUUCAAGAAAUGCUACGGGGAAAUCCUUUAUCGCUGGGGUCUGCGAGAGAAACGAGCUGAGGUUCUGAAGUUCGUUUCCUGUCCUCCCGACCCGCACAAGGGAAUCGAGUUUGGGGUGUACUGCAGUCACUGCCGCAGCGAGGUGCGGGGCACCCAGUGUGCCAUCUGCAAGGGCUUCACUUUCCAGUGUGCCAUCUGCCAUGUGGCAGUGCGAGGCUCCUCCAAUUUCUGUCUGACCUGCGGACAUGGAGGACACACCAGUCACAUGAUGGAGUGGUUUCGCACUCAGGAAGUGUGCCCCACCGGCUGCGGAUGCCACUGCCUGCUUGAGAGCACAUUCUGAGCACAGUCAGCGAGAGCAGAGAGCAUCCCUAGUAUGGGAUCUAAUACUUAUUCCUAAACCACGGUCAGUCAGCUUCUCUCCACAGUAUCUACAGAGGAUGCCUACGGCGCCUGAAGCAGGGUUUACUUGCACUGGUAUUACCAAAUGCUUCCAGUCUUCCAACAGCUUCCCAGGUGGCUCCAAGUAGAAGUGGCCAAACUCUCUGUGCCAUUGCUGGUAAUGGAUGUUGUUCUGGGAAAAUCAGGCUCUGCUAUAAAGGAUACAUGACUGGUGGCUCGUCUCCAUGAGGCUGAAAGGAAUGUGUGAAAGUUCCUUUGGAGUGUCUUUCCAAGGGCCUCCUGGCAGGAAGACGACCGGUCAAGAGAUCAAGUCACAUGACAAAGACAAUCCUCUUAGUUAAGUUAAGGUGAAAUUAGUUUCCAGACAGGAGUGGAGUUCCAAGCUUAACUCAGUCUUCGAACAGCAAAUAGACAAUGGGCCAUUGGAGCCAGGGGAGACUUUUUAAAUGUUUUUCUGAACUGCCAUUUCUUGGCCUAAUAAAAUUCUGUUAAUCACACAAAACAAAAGGAUCAAGCUACCUUUUAAAAGAUCGUUUCCUAGUUUCCUAUUCAGUUGGUCAAUAACUGUAGAUGGUAUAAAAAGCUCCCUCCCCCAGCCCAGUGCACGAGAAUCACUUGUUUCUUUCUGGAGAUUUAAAACACAUUACUCUUGGGCGGGGGUGGGGGGGAGGAAUGGGGGUGUCCUUUUUGUUUGUUUGUUUUUGUUCUGACUGGGUGGAACAAUUCACUUUAACCUCUUGUCAGUGACACAGCCUGUUGACUGGACAAAGGACUGCUGCUUAUCUGGGUCUUGAAUCAACUCUGUCUCCAUGGAAUGAUGUUUCUGCCUCUGGCGGUCUGGGAUCUGCUGUGAUGGGUGGGUUCACUGUGUGAAUAGGUCAGUUAACGUGGUUGAGAGACUAGGUUUGCAGAAACAACAAGGAGUGUGGUGGCACCUUAAAGACUAACAGAUUUAUUUGGGCAUAAGCUUUCGUGAGUAAAAACCUCACUUCUUCGGAUGCAUAGAGUGAAAAUUACAGAUGCAGGCAUUAUAUACUGACACAUGGAGAGCAGGGAGUUACUUCGCAAGUGGAGAACCAGUGUUGACUAGGUUUGCAGAGAGCAGCAUGGCAGUGAUUUUGUGGAGUGGGGGUUGUGUGUCUCCUAUGAAAUUGUGAGAUGUGCAGAGAUGAUACACUCAAGGCCUGAUUUUUUUUCUCAACUGCAUAUGCAUUUUCACAUAUAAACUUAUCAGCUUCCUGUGCAAAUGAAGAGGUCCCUAGCUGAUGCCUUCCUGGUGGAGAUGCUGUCAAUGUCUGUGCAGUCAUGUAAAUCAGGUAUGCAGCCUGAACCUGAUGCUUAGCUUUCUGUGUCAGUCUGACAUGCCUAGACCCAACCUUGAUCGUGGCACAGGAUUCCUUCUGCACCUACCGGGGAGGGGGGUGGGGGUAGGAACAUGUUUCUGCCUCUCUGAAACACCUUGUGUCUGAAAUCAGGCCUUGGAAAUCUUGGAAUGGAGGAAAC
Malaclemys terrapin pileata is the source of this 4509-nucleotide messenger RNA. RefSeq names its product WD repeat domain 59 (gene WDR59). The transcript is spliced from 27 exons. Lineage: Eukaryota; Metazoa; Chordata; Testudines; Emydidae. Bases 17 to 2947 code for a protein of 976 amino acids. Gene Ontology annotation, molecular function: protein binding. The record is from RefSeq and is a predicted model, not a curated record.